This is a messenger RNA of Alosa alosa (allis shad), 4678 nucleotides long. RefSeq names its product granulin b (gene grnb). The transcript has 16 exons. Bases 257 to 2524 code for a protein of 755 amino acids. NCBI's taxonomy places the organism in Eukaryota, Metazoa, Chordata, Actinopteri, Clupeiformes, Clupeidae. Gene Ontology annotation, cellular component: extracellular region. The record is from RefSeq and is a predicted model, not a curated record.
CAGAAGAGCAUCAUGUGAUUCCAUUAUCAGCUGCUACAGUCGCCUCGCCAGUCAUUCUAUAUCAGCUAGCCACAUAGACUAUACAGGAUCCCUUAAUUUUUACGCGUUAAGCUCCUUUUUUGUUCGUGGUACCACAUUCAAAGAGUAAGAGAGUGGAGUAUGCCACACUUCAGAGCAUCUUAAGAAGCAAACAUAGUACACCUUCUUCUGGCUGGAAUCCCUCUCCUUGCUGAGGGUAAAAAACACAGAACUCACGAUGAGGGGUGUGAGUGUGUGUGUAAGUGUGUGUGCGCUGUUUUUGCUGAGUGUGUGUUCAGCCCUCAUCUGUCCUGAUGGAGGCAUGUGUGAGGAUGGAGACACCUGCUGCCAGACGCCGUCUGGGGGCUACGGCUGCUGCCCGUUGCCCAACGCAGAGUGCUGCUCAGAUCAUUUGCACUGCUGUUUCCAGGGGACACUGUGUGAUCUGGAACACUCCAAGUGCAUCAACAAGACUCACUCUCUGCCUCUAGUCAUGAGGAGACCAGCCAGACCACCCACUCCAUCUCUGCCCUGGGAGGAUGAACUUGCGGUCAUCUGCCCCGACGAGGAAUCCGAGUGCCCAGACGGAACCACCUGCUGCCAGCUGAUCGACGGCACCUGGGGAUGCUGCCCCUUGGCAAACGCGGUGUGUUGUGAGGACAAACGACACUGCUGCCCUGAGAGAACCAAGUGUGAUCUAGAACAUUCCAAAUGUGUGUCUGCCACACUGGGAUCCACUCCUAUGUGGAGGAAGUUCCGCGCCCGCAAGAGAGCGCACUCACCAGAUAGGAGUGUGGGCUCCAUCACCUGCCCAGGUGCCAAAUCCGCCUGUCCUGACGACACUACUUGCUGCUUGAUGAAGUCUGGAAGCUAUGGCUGCUGUCCUUACCCUGACGCUGUGUGUUGCAGUGACAAGGUCCACUGUUGCCCCAACGGCACCACCUGUGACCUGGAGCAGCAGAUGUGUACGUCCUCACGCACACAGACACACUUCCCUCUGGCCCAAAAGCAACCCGCUCUGCUCAUUCGACUGCCUGCUGCCAAAGAUGUGGUCUGUCCUGAUAAAAUCUCCACCUGUCCUGACGAAACCACCUGCUGUGCCCUCGGCAAUGGCAGCUACGGAUGCUGCCCCAUGCCAAAGGCGGUGUGUUGCUCUGAUCACCUGCACUGCUGUCCGGAGGGCACGACCUGUGAUCUCGCCAAGAGCACCUGUAUGUCCACCAACGGACGCAUCGCCUGGGCAACCAAAAUCCCAGCUCUAACCCCACCCCAGAUCAGAGCUUCGGCGGUGCCCUGUAAUGACUCGGUGGCGUGCGCCGAUGGGAGCACCUGCUGUAAAACUGCAUCUGGCGUCUGGGCCUGCUGCCCCCUGGAGGAGGCGGUGUGUUGCCCCGACCACACCCACUGUUGCCCCCACGACACGGUGUGCAACGAGCGGGCCAGCACCUGCGACGACCCCACCGACCCCCUGGCCUCCGUGCCCUGGCUGGAGAAGACGUCCACCUUCGCCCUGGACACGCAGCCACCCAAUACCAAGUGUGACGAGAGCAAGUCCUGCCCAGACACCUACACCUGCUGCAAGACGACCGCUGGGGGAUGGGGAUGCUGCCCGCUACCUGAGGCCGUAUGCUGUGAGGACCACCUGCACUGUUGCCCCCAUGGCACCACCUGUAACCUGCCGGCCAGCACCUGUGACAGCGCCCGCGGCCCCGUGCCCCUGGUGAGGAAGGUGCCCGCCCUGAGCGCCACGUUGCCCGCCGCGCCGGUGCCAUCCCAUGGGCUCAUGUGUGACGGGCACACCAGUUGCCCCGACGACAACACCUGCUGCUUCAUGCACAAAGCCGGCAAGUGGGGCUGCUGCCCACUCCGUCAGGCGGUCUGCUGUAGCUCAGGUGACCACUGCUGUCCCAGUGGCUUCACCUGUGACGAGAAGCACACGUCCUGCACCAAAGGUCGCCUUGAGAUCCCCUGGUACAGGAAGCAGGAGGCCCGGGUCGUCCAGGGGUCGGCAGGGUCAGAGGUCGCAGAGGGUGUGAUGGACGUGAAGUGUGACGACGAGAGCAGCUGUGCGGCGGGCUCCACGUGCUGUAAACUACCCACUGGAGACUGGGGCUGCUGUCCUCUGGUCAAGGCGGUGUGCUGUAGCGACCACGAGCACUGCUGUCCGCAGGGCUACACCUGUGCGCUGGAGUCCGGUACCUGUGUGAAGCCCUCGGACCGGGCCGCCGCGGUCCCCCUCUCGCCGCUGUCCGAGGCCCAGCAGCCCUCCCAGGAUGUGCAGUGUGACGCCGAGACCCGCUGCGACACUGACCAGACCUGCUGCAGGACCUCCCCCGACAGCUGGGCCUGCUGCCCCUACAAGAGGGCGGUGUGUUGUCCUGACAUGAAGAACUGCUGCCCCAUGGGAUACAUCUGCAAUGCUGAGAUCCAGGGCUGCUCCAAGGGCUCCACGGGCUCCAAAGGCUCCAAGGGCUCCACACUCACCUGGUGGGACAACAAGUUCUGAGAACCACCUAGAGACUGAGCAGUUGCACUACUAUCUAUAUAUAUAUAUAUACACACACACACACACACUUGCACAGAAUAGUCUACAAAAAACAGUCUGUGAAAAAAUCCAAACACUGGUUAAAUACACACACACACACACACACACACACACACACACACACACACACUCUUUCUUCUCAGACAUCUUGCUGAACUGACACACACUCCAGUCCAGUGCUGUUGGGUCUGGACCUCUGGAACAGAAGGGACCUUCCUCUCUCUCUUGUAGUUCCUCUCCUAGUCUUUCAAAAUCAGCCAUCUACUCAAACACUCAUUUCAUGUCUUUUCAUUUCAGAGUAGCUGCCACAAGCGCACCAAGUGAAAGAGACUUUUUUUUUAUUUCCCAAAAGCCUCCUCACCCGUAUGUCUGUUCUGCUUCCUGUAUGUCUGUCAUCUGCUUGUGUUCUAAUCCGCUCGUACCUAGGAACUGUCUAGUGAGUCUCGGUUCUCUCUCACAGUAGAUGAUUAUGUUUCAUGUCACUGUAAACUAAUGCUGAGAUGGGCGAUGAGGGGGUUGUUUUUAUUUUAUUUACACUUGAGUCAUUUUCCUGUGUCAUUCAAGCAGGCGUGUUGUCUGUAGUCCCAGCAUUUCGAGGUGGCAAUCAGAGGGACAUGAAUGUAACCGAAGUCCCUCUGCUUUGAAGGAGGUUCUGUGGGUGUGCUGAACUUGUCACCCAGGUAACAGAGUUUUCCUUGAUGUGGGCUGUCAGGGUUGUAAGCUGGUCCCCCCCACUUACCAGAGUUUCCUCGGAUUCGAGGUGUUGGUGUGGUAAACCGGCUAUCCAGUUGGCAGGAACAUUAUGGGAUGGAACUGGGCCCGUACAUGGCCUUCACCUGAUCUAGACCCCAACCCUGACCCCACACCUGGCCCCUCACCUGAUCUAGACCCCAACCCUGACCCCACACCUGGCCCCUCACCUGAUCUAGACCCCAACCCUGACCCCACACCUGGCCCCUCACCUGAUCUAGACCCCAACCCUGACCCCACACCUGGCCCCUCACCUGAUCUAGACCCCAACCCUGACCCCGUGUGAUUGAGCCCAGACUGAGAGGCUGUUUGGGAACAGCAGACAAAUGCCAUCAGUGUUUUUGUCGCAACCUCUGAGGCAUAGCUGAUUCAUAAGGAAAGUUAAGAACUUUGAUUAGAAAAGGUGGAAGUCAAAUCAUAAAUCCAAAGAGUUUUAGAGCCUUUUUUUAGUAACCUCUGUGACUGUUCAUUACGGAGCCAAAAACGCAUGACUUCAGGAUAACCCUGUGGCUUCCUGGUUGAUUACAGCCAAGUAAGACUGACCAGCAGUGCAGUUUUGUGUCUGAAUGUCCACCCCCAGGAUCUGUGUGGUCCAUGUGCAUGCACUCCCUACUCCUCCUCGUUUCCUGUUUGGAUUGUCAUGACAACACAUCAAACCUGCAUCCCUGAUACCUGCUGUUGCACCAGCUGCUUCCACUUUUAGUGUCACUAAUGCUUUUUAUUCAUGUCAAUCAAAUCAGUGUUAGCACAGCUUUUAAUUUUAGUUUUAGCUCAUGCACUUAAGAGUGACUUCUGGUUAAAUAGGGUGUGCCUUAUCGUCCUAGAAAUUCAGCUAGCUGCUUACCCAAAUGUAACAUCAAUCCAGAAGGUGGCCAGGCCCUGGGCAUAGGCAGGACAUUGCAGUUAUCUGGUCCAGGUGAGGGCAGCGUCAUGCUUCACAAAGUUAGGUGUUAGCUCCUUCUCCAUGCUGUUUGAAGGGCCUCAUUCUCCCAUGAUCCUCAGGGUGGGGUUUCCUGCUUGACACAUGGGUCUUGUGUGUCCAGUGAGGAUGAUUUACAGCUAGAGUCUGAACCAUCUGAUUCAAAUUUGUUUUAAAAAACAUGGUUAUUUUUUAGUGUAUCUCUUUUAUGGUCAGAGUCAAAACAACCUCUUGACUUUUAGGAAAUUUUACGGAUGGCGGAAAGCGACAGAUUGUCUUUGGACAAGGAAUAAAGAGCUGGCUUUACUCUGGAUCUGUUUUUAUUUUACUAUUAAGUGAUUUUUGAUUAUUACUUUGUUUGAAGUGGAUCGGUUGUCUUUUGUUUAUAAUUAUUCAAGUGAAGGAUUAAGAUGGAAAAUAAAAAAAAAAGGAAAGAAAACCAUUAA